Mesocricetus auratus (golden hamster) is the source of this 1482-nucleotide messenger RNA. It is a transcript of the gene Slc17a3, whose product is annotated as solute carrier family 17 member 3. Gene Ontology annotation, molecular function: voltage-gated monoatomic anion channel activity; efflux transmembrane transporter activity; urate transmembrane transporter activity. The record is from RefSeq and is a predicted model, not a curated record. Lineage: Eukaryota; Metazoa; Chordata; Mammalia; Rodentia; Cricetidae. Gene Ontology annotation, biological process: urate transport; monoatomic anion transport; transmembrane transport. The transcript has 11 exons. The coding region runs from base 1 to 1482 and encodes 493 amino acids.
AUGGCCACAGUGGUAGAAUUGAAACCUAUAAGAGAACAGAGUGAUGACAUCCUAGGGAACAAGAAGACCCCUCCCCAGAAAGUCCCGAGUUUAUGUUCCAUGCGCUACGGAAUAGCCUUGCUCACACAUUUCAGCAACUUCACAUUGAUAGCACAGAAUUCCAUCAUAAGCAUCACUAUGGUAGCCAUGGUCAACAACACAGACUACCAACCUCACCUCAAUAGCUCCACCGAAGCCAAUUUAAAUGGUGACCAACAUGAAGCUGCAAAUCAUCUUUCUGCAAAGGCCCCUGUGUAUAACUGGAGUCCUCAAACCCAAGGAUUCAUCUUCAGCUCUGCCCAGUAUGGCAUGAUGCUGAUGCAGGGUCCUGCUGGAUACUUGGCUGGGAAAAUAGGAACAAAGAAAGUGGUUGGAAUUGCUCUGCUCGCAUCUUCACUGCUCACUCUCUGCAUCCCAGUGGUUACCAGUGUUGGACUAGCUUUUUUCCUGGCAACGCGAGCAAUCCAGGGCUUAGCUCAGGGCAUUGGAUAUGGGGGUCAGUAUGCACUCUGGCAGAGAUGGGCUCCUCCGAAUGAACGAAGCCGACUCUGUAGCAUUGCUCUAUCAGGAAUGAUAUUGGGAGCCUUUGCUGUCAACCUUGUAGGUGGCAUCAUUAGUGAAGCCCUUGGAUGGCCCUUUGUCUUCUAUAUCUUUGGAGCCAUUGGCUGUGUCUGCUGCCUUCUCUGGUUCAUUCUGGUUUAUGACGACCCUGUCUCUCACCCGUGGAUAAGCGAUUCAGAAAAGGAAUACAUCUUAUCCUCUCUGCAGCAGCAACAGGUCAGCUCAGAAAAGCAGUCACUUCCCAUCAAAGCCAUGCUCAGAUCUCUGCCACUCUGGUCCAUGUGUCUUUGCACUAUGACCCACCAGUGGCUCGUUAACACCUUUAUGGUAUACACCCCAACCUACAUCAACUCUGUGUUCAAAGUUAACAUCAGAGAUAAUGGGUUCCUGUCUUCUCUUCCCUUUAUUGUCGCCUGGGCUGUUGGUAUCUUUGGAGGUCAGCUGGCAGAUUUUCUUCUGAGAAAGAAUUUUAGGCUCAUAAUUGUGAGGAAAAUCAUCACAACUUUAGGAACUGUUCCUCCAGCAGCCCUCAUUGUGGCUCUGCCCUAUGUCCAGUCCAGCUAUGUCACAUCGAUUGCAUUUCUGACACUUUCCUGUGGAAUAAGCCCUCUGUGUCAGUCAGGAGUCUAUAUCAAUGCUUUAGAUAUUGCCCCAAGGUAUGCCAGCCUUCUCAUGGGAUCGGCAAGAGGAUUGGCACAUUCAUCAGCUGUGCUGGUACCCAUUGUUGGCGGCUUUUUCCUCAAUCAGGAUCCUGAACUCGGCUGGAGAAAUUUCUUUUUCUUAUUGCUUGCCAUUAGCCAAUUUGGCUUAAUCAUCUACCUCGUGUUUGGGAAAACAGAAGUGCAAGAAUGGGCUAAAGAGAGGACCAUCACUCGUUUGUGA